AUGCCUCCUCCGAUACUGGUUCCGCCGUACUUCCCCUCCGCCCCGGCUCCGAUAACCCCCACCACGAAUUUCUAUCCAUCUCUGCAAGACGACACCUCGACAACAGCCAGAAAGCAGUAUCCAGAGAUUACUUCAGAGGUCUCGGAUCACCGCUGGACUGCUCCCUUCAGGGACGGUCUGCCCACUCCCCCCGGCGAUAUGAAUGGGGUGGCCUACAAGUCUCUCCCACUGGCAAAUUAUGGAGGAAAACACAAUGGCAUCAUUCUUCCUCCCUACAUCAAGGCGCCGCGAUAUCCUCGCUCAGAUUAUGAAUCCUCUUCCGCCACGAUUCCGUCGAUCAAAUCGCACAGCCAGCCUUCUUCCCAGGAUGCUCCGGUGUCCGAACCUGUCAGUCAAAAGAAGUCGAGCCCAGCCUCUUAUCUACAGAUUCCGUCGUCAAUCAACAAAAGCAAAGGCAGCCUGUCUGAAUUCGCUGCUCAGAUGACAUGUCUGUUUUGGUUCGAAAGCACAUCCAAACUGAAGACGAUUGAAGAGCGGCUAAACGUGGUUCCUUCACUUGUUCCUGAAGCUUUUCCCACUGCUGGUUUCAAGAAGUGGGUAACGAAUAUCUUAUCGACCACUCAAGUGAGCCAAAAUGUGAUCCUGCUGGCGCUUCUCUUCAUCUACAGGUUGAAGAAGUUCAAUCCGGCGGUGCGGGGAAAGAAAGGCAGCGAGUUCAGACUGAUGACCAUUGCCCUAAUGCUGGGAAACAAAUUCCUGGAUGAUAACACAUAUACGAACAAGACAUGGGCCGAGGUCUCCGGCAUACCAGUGCAAGAAAUUCAUGUCAUGGAAGUUGAAUUCCUCAGCAACGUUCGAUACAAUCUCUAUGUGUCGGAGGAAGAGUGGGCUCAGUGGCAUACGAAGCUGGGCGUUUUCUCGGACUUUUUCAACAGGGCAUCUGUGAUCCCAGAAGAGACCGAUUUGAGCCCCACAACCCCCUUGCUCCGCAUCUCUCCCACCCUUCGACCAACUCCCCAGCUGUCGUCAUCGACUCCGUCCAAGCUGCCCUCACCACCUGCAUCCGACUCUAUGCGUCUACAGCCAACCUGGAAUCUGCCAACAAAUGGACCCUCGUACACAUCGCUUCCUCAACUGGGUACCGAUAUCCAGCUUGCCAACCCUCGCAAGCGGACCCGGGAGGGCCCAACCGAGGACCACCCUGCGAAGAGAAUGGCGAUGCCUCAGAUAAUUCCACCGACUACUACUCUUCCACCCUCUUCAACCUUGACCAGUAUCCCGUCUUUGCCGCCAGUUGUUACCCCGACCUCGGCACCGGCAUAUCAACCUUUCAUUCCUGGUCCGGUCUCCCAUCUACCGCGUCCCAACCUCCCUACCUCGUCACACAACUUGGUUCCGACCAUUUCCACUUCUACCCCCCAAAUUCCUUCCGCUGGCCGUGCUAUUCCUUCUUCCGCUCCAUAUACUUCUUCCACGAAUUGGGCCGCGCAUGUUUCCCAGGUAUCGCAUGCACCAGCAGUGCCACCGGUGACUAGUGGUGUUUACACGACUCCUAUCUCUCUCCCAGACCCUGCACGGUACCACAGCAGUCCCUAUGGAGUUUCAUCCGUAACCGUGUCGCCAGCGGUAUCUGCGUACUCUGUUCACACGCCACAAACGCAUCUUUCUCCUUCUUUCUUUUUGGCGAACCGGAACUCGCCGUAUCGGCCUGUUCGGGCGGUCAAUACCCUGUUGAUCCCGCCCCCAUCCACUUCUCUUCAGCAGCAGCGGAGUGUUCCAUUUGAUCAUAUGCACUACCAGCCACUUGGGAAGACGGCUGCGGAGCGGCGCACAGGACCAGUGCCCUAUCUUCAUCAUGAAGCUUGGCCACAAGGACCAUUCGUUCAGCCGAACUUCCACCCUACUCCCAACUACUCGAUCUGA
This is a messenger RNA of Aspergillus clavatus NRRL 1, 1923 nucleotides long. RefSeq names its product putative mucin. The coding region runs from base 1 to 1923 and encodes 640 amino acids. Gene Ontology annotation, cellular component: nucleus; cyclin-dependent protein kinase holoenzyme complex. Gene Ontology annotation, biological process: regulation of cyclin-dependent protein serine/threonine kinase activity. Gene Ontology annotation, molecular function: protein kinase binding; cyclin-dependent protein serine/threonine kinase regulator activity. The transcript has 3 exons. The record is from RefSeq and is a predicted model, not a curated record. NCBI's taxonomy places the organism in Eukaryota, Fungi, Ascomycota, Eurotiomycetes, Eurotiales, Aspergillaceae.